Kickxella alabastrina is the source of this 4795-nucleotide messenger RNA. Its product is annotated as P-loop containing nucleoside triphosphate hydrolase protein. Gene Ontology annotation, molecular function: ATP binding; ABC-type peptide transporter activity; ATP hydrolysis activity. Gene Ontology annotation, cellular component: membrane; fungal-type vacuole. Lineage: Eukaryota; Fungi; Kickxellomycota; Kickxellomycetes; Kickxellales; Kickxellaceae. The transcript has a single exon. The record is from RefSeq and is a predicted model, not a curated record. The coding region runs from base 77 to 4747 and encodes 1556 amino acids. Gene Ontology annotation, biological process: transmembrane transport.
UCCUCAUCCAUUCAUUCAUUUACUAUCACUUUUAUUAUUUUUUAUUCAAAUAUUUAUCUCGCCUUUGACCUUUUUUAUGGAUACCAAAUAUUUCUGUGACAUCGACAAUCCAAAAUUUUGGCUUUGGGAUUGGGGACAUAACCCGUGUAUUCGCCGCGUGUUUGUUGACGCAGUUUGGCCGACUUUCUUGGCGGCCAUGGCCUGGUUGCUAUUCUCAUCAUCCCUAGGCCCCAGUGCUCUGCCCACGCUUCGCAGAAGCAGGGUUAGCGGAAGAGACAACCGUGUUUGGAUCGGACCAGCGGUUGUCAUUUUGGUAUUCGUUCAAGCGGCAGUUCAGGCAGUGACUGUUUACAGCCAGACCAUCGCUAGCAGCUCGAGCUGGCCUGUGCUUGUAUCCGGCAGUUUUCUUCUGACUAUCCACGCAAUCGUUAUUUGGGUGACAAUCAGACAGUGGCAGCAGUACACCCGCCAUGGCGGUGACGCCUAUUUUGGUCUGUUCAGCCCGCCAAUUAUUGCAUUUACCGGCGGGUGCAUCGCAGCUGGCAUGGCCGAGUUUUAUGCCAUGUUCCUGGUUCAAUCCCAGUGGGCAACGCCUAUCUGGGGCGGUGGUGCUCCAAAAGAGGCACCCGCCCUGCUGGCCAAGCUAAGCAUUAGCAGCGCGACUGCAUUUUUGCUUCUUGUUGUGCGGAAGCUUCCUAGCUCUGCGCCGGCCAUUUCAUUGCCAGAAACUCCCGACGAGACUGCACCACAAACCCCCACGUCAGCAAUUAGAAAUCAGCAGCAUAAACCGCAGCGGGUGCUUUCCAAAACAACUUUGUUUCAGCAACAAUCGCCGGAGCUCGGCAGCUCAAUUUUGGACAGUGCCAUGUUUAACUGGAUAAACCCAUUUAUACAGCUCAGCCAACUGCGCCAGCCGGAGCUUGAUGACUUGUUUGCUCCACCCAAAAAGUACACCAUGUCAGCCAGCUGGCAAAGGUUUUGCUCUGGCCGUCGCCAAGGUUCAAGUUUGGGGAUGAACUUGGCACGGACAUUUUGGCCAGAGAUUUUAACCCAACUUCUACUGAACCCGAUUCUGGCGCUCCUCGAGUACACGCAGCCCAUCUUGAUGCAACACCUUUUGGAGUUUGUCAACGACUAUUCAAAAACACAGCACGGUUUGAGAUAUGGCUUCUUUUUGGCUACGGCGAUGUUGCUAGUAAAUCUUGUAUCAGCACAGGUGGAGCAGCAGCAGGCGUGGCAUGCGAGGUCCUUGUGCAUGUUUAUCCGCAACAUUCUGGUCACGCUGCUAACUCGCAAAACCCUGAGCCGCAGAUCCAAGAACUCGAGCGAGGCGUCUGACUGGGGAAUUGCGCCAGGAGGCGAGGAUCAAUCUGAUGGGCGCGCCUACAACAUACUGACUGCCGAUGUCGGACGCAUGACCAAGAUAAUCAUGCUGAUUGACAUUGUGGCCUUGGUUCCAUGGCAGCAAUGUAUCGGUGCCUGGUACAUGUACAAGCUUCUCGGGUCUGCCGGCGUGGCAGGUACGCUUAUGCUUAUUAUGGGCAUGUUCUUGAUGCGCCGUCUGAUUUCGCAGGCUAACCGUAUGGAGUCCGAGCUGGGCUCACUUAACGACCAGCGGCUGGCAAUAAUUAGUGAGGUUGUCCAGGGCAUAACGUCGAUAAAGCUGUUUGGGUGGGGGUCACGCUUUAUCGAAAUUAUCGGCAACAAACGGGCGGAACAUCUCGCACUGCUGUGGAGUCGCGCCAAAACCUGGUGCUGGAUCAAUUUGUGCACAAUGGGAUCGUUGCCGUUUAUAAAUUUCACCGCGUUUAUGCUUUACAGCCUGGACCAUGGUUUGGACGCAGCAACGAUUUUCACUGCCAUCGCCGUUUUCAUGAUCAUCCAACGGUCCGUCAACGCCCUUCCCGCGCAGGUGGCCGACACCAUCAGCAUGCUCGUGUCGUUUCAGCGCAUAUCGGCGUACUUGGAUCAGACCGAAAUUCAGCCUCUUGGGGAGAGGAUUGAAGAUUCCUGCGAUUCCAACAGUGUGGUCGGAUUUAAAGACGCGACCCUCUCGUGGGGAUCCACAAGCAGUUCCAGAGAAUUUUUGCUAAAGUCGCUCAAUGUUCAGUUUCCGAUAGGCAAGCUAUCUCUUAUUGGCGGAGCCACAGGCAGCGGCAAGUCAUCCAUGCUCUCAGCACUGGUCGGCGAGAUGACUGUGAUAAGCGGAAAACUUCUGGUACCAACGGACUCCACGAGUGCGGGCGCGGAUUUCGGGACAUUUGCCGGUCUGGGUCUGGCCAGCAUUGCUUACGUGGCACAGGAUCCCUGGUUAUGUAAUGCCACAAUCCGAGAAAACAUUCUUUUCGGAGAGCCCUAUGUACAAUCGCGGUACGAGCAGGUGCUUCAGGUUUGCGCGCUGCUCACAGACCUGCUGAUCCUGCCAACCGGUGACAUGUCAGAGAUUGGCGAGCGUGGAAUCACUCUUUCGGGCGGACAAAAGCAGCGUGUGGCAUUGGCUCGAGCCAUGUACUCCUCGAGCAACGUGCUUCUUAUUGACGACUGCCUGUCGGCUGUGGAUGUACACACGGGCAAGCACAUUUUGAACCAGUGCUUGCUGAGUACCACGGGGCUGAUGAACGGGAGAACAUGCGUGUUGGUCACCCACCACAUGCCAAUGUGUCUUCCAUACUGCGACUUUGUGGUGAUGCUACGGGACGGCGGGGUUGAAUAUCAGGGGCCCCCGCAGGGACUGGGCGAUUUCACGGGUCAGCUGGAUUGCCUAUUAUCGGAACUGGAUGUCGACAUCGGCGGGACAAACAGCCCCAGUAGAAGCAGCCAGAGCGACAUGCUUUCUCCAGACGACGGGUGUGCACUUUCAAAAGCAGUUUUGGACAGCAAAGAUAACAUUGUCACUGAGACGCAGACGCCGCAGACGCUGCUGUCAACACCCUCUGUUUUGAACGGCAAGCUGGCGAAGGAUGAGGUGCGUAUGCAAGGCCUGGUCAAGAUGGAAACCUGGAAAACGUACUUUGACCCCUGCGGUGGGUGGGUCUUUGUAGCUGUUUGCAUCAUCAGUAUCUUGGGCGCGCAGCUGCUCAUUAUAUAUAAGGACUACUUCUUGGCAACCCGCAUCGAUGCUGCAGAAAGCUCACCAACAUACCUGCUUGCAAUGUACCUGCUCAUUGGUUUUUUGGCGGCUCUCAGUAGCACCCUGACGCUGCUCUGGAUGUACUUGCGCAGCCUGCAAGCAUCAAUGACCUUGCACGAGCUGUUGUUGAGCUCUAUUGUCUACGCAACACCGCGGUUCCUUGAGACCACGCCCAUCGGUCGUAUAAUGACGCGUUUCACCAAGGACAUGCAGAUUAUUGAUGAAGAUAUCAUCGAGAUCUUAAACUAUUUCUUACGGUCUUUGGUUUCAAUGUUGCUGACGCUGGUAGUCAUUUCGAUGUCGGUGCCCCCAUUUAUUUUCGUCGGCGUAGCCAUCAUGGCGGUCUAUACCCGGCUGUCAUGGCAGUUUAUGCAGGGUCAGCGCGAAUGCAAGAGACUGGAGGCAACCAGCUACGCGCCAAUGCUGUCCCUGUACAGCGAGAUAAUCCCAGGCUGCGAGACGAUCCGCGGCUUUGGCAUGCAGCAGGCGUACAUGGUUGAGAUGGAGAGGCGUUUUACCGAGUUCCUCAGCGCCGACAUGAUACUGCGAGUAGUCCGGCGGUGGCUAGGUAUUCGCAUGGGCGUGGCCAGCUCGCUGGUAUCUUUCUUCACGUCUGUCUUUAUACUCUUGAGCAUCGAUCAAUUUAGCAGCGGAUUGACUGGAUUCACACUUAUUUACGCAGUCCGAUUCUGGACAGAGUCAGCAUCCGUCGUGCGCAAGUAUAGCAGUCUAGAGUUGUCGGUUAACUGUGUCGAGAGAGCGCACCAGUACAUGUCAAUUGAGCGCGAAGCUGCCCCGAAAACAGUGUCUGAAUUGCACAGGAGGCUGCUGAGUGAAGGAUGGCCGCAGACGGGUGACCUAGUUGUCAAUGGCUUAGUGGUCGGGUACACGGCGGACCGCGCAGUGCUGCAUGGUAUUACUUUUCACGCGCAGCAUGGAGAGAAAAUUGGCAUUGUUGGCCGCACUGGUGCCGGCAAAAGCACCAUGUCACUGGCACUCCUGCGCUUUGUCGAGACGACCCUUGGCACCAUUGAGCUCGAUGGUGUAGACAUUUCGCAGCUGGGGCUAGAGGAUCUGCGCCAAAAAGUCACGAUAAUUCCGCAAGACCCGGUCCUGUUCAACGGCACUAUUAGAUUCAACUUGGACCCUUUUGGCGACCACACAGACAGCGAACUUGUGGAUGCCCUGCGGCGCACGCUGCUCUUGCGACCUGCCAGCACUGCGGCAUUCGACUCGCUGGACGACUACAUUUAUAGCAACGGACAGAGUCUUUCACUUGGACAGCGGCAGCUGGUGGCACUGACGCGGGCACUUGUCCGCCGCUCACGCCUGAUCAUUAUCGAUGAGGCCACUGCAUCAGUUGACUUUGCCACUGACAACUACAUCCAGCGCAUCAUCCGUAGUUCUACAUUUGCUGAGUCCACACUGCUGUGUAUCGCGCAUCGUCUGCGCACAAUUAUUGACUACGACCGCGUGCUGGUCAUGGAUGCUGGCAAGGUAGUUGAGUUUGAUACGCCGCAGAACCUGCUGCAGACGAAAAACAGCGUGUUCAGAAGAAUGUGUGUGGACAGUGGGGAGCUGGCACACCUGGAAGCAGUUGCCAACGGCCGGGUGUAGUUUUUUUUGGAAAAUUUUGAAUGAUUUUAUAAAGUUGUUUGACCAAGA